ACACGAGGGCGGGCUCAAGCAUUUAACGUAGCUUCGAUAUUCCCAACAAAUGAGGAGAGCAGGCAGCAACGAGUAAAGAAAAAAAAAAAAAAAAGAAAAAAAACAAACGAAGAAUGGCUGCCAGAUCGCUUUGGCGUGCCACAACUAAGCUGGUUUUGGCGGCUACCGUGGUCGGUGGGGCCGGCGCUGCCGCAGCGGCUAUUGCCAACUCCGAGGAUCCCGCUACGGCCCUCAAGCUAUCAACCACCGUGCCCAUCCGCCUCUUCCGCGGGGCCAUCACUGCUGCCGCUAUUACCUUUGAUUAUGAAUACUCACUCUGGGGAUUACCAGAAGGUAGCAUAGAAAGGGAAAAAAUUAAGCAUGAAGUUCACACUCGGGGUGCACAAAAACUUCAAGAACUUUGCUUCAAAAAUGGUGGGAUUUACAUCAAGCUAGGUCAGCAUGUUUCUCAGCUGGAAUAUUUAGUACCGGAUGAAUAUGUGCUUGUUAUGAGACAAUCACUGCUGAAUAAAUGCCCUGUUUCAUCAUAUGAUCAAGUGCUAGAGGUUUUCAGGAAAGAACUUGGAGGAACACCUGAUGAAAUUUUCGAUGAGUUCGAUCCUGUCCCCAUAGCCAGUGCUUCUUUAGCACAGGUCCACAUUGCCCGAACUCAUGAAGGACAACAAGUUGCUGUGAAGGUUCAGCAUACUCACAUGACCGACACUGCAGCAGCAGAUUAUGCAACUGUUGAGUUACUUGUGAACACUUUACAUUGGCUGGUUCCUUCUUUUGAUUACAGGUGGCUGGUUGAUGAAGUGCGGGAAAGUGUACCCAAGGAGCUUGAUUUCUUGAAUGAGGCCAAGAACAGUGUAAAAUGUCUGGACAACUUUAGGAGAUUCUCACCACAUAUUGCGGAAUAUGUUUAUGCUCCUAGAAUCCAUUGGAACAUGAGCACCUCAAAGUUGUUGGUUAUGGAGUAUAUUGAUGGAGCACAAGUAAGUGACUCUAAGACAAUUCAAAAGCUUGGACUUCACCCAAGUGAUGUUUCAAAACUGCUCACUGAAGCUUUUGCCGAAAUGAUGUUCAAACAUGGUUUUGUGCACUGUGAUCCCCAUGCUGCGAAUGUGCUGGUUCGCCCUUUACCUUCUGCUAGUGGGAGGAUUUUUGGAAAGAAAAAGCCACAAUUGGUACUGCUGGACCAUGGUUUAUACAAGGAUCUGGACUUCUCCACUCGAAUUAAUUAUGCAUCUCUAUGGAAGGGUUUGGUGUUCUCAGAUGCUAAUGCAAUUAAAGAAAACAGUGUGAAAUUGGGUGCUGGAGACGACCUCUAUGUGCUUUUUGCCGGUAUUCUUACCAUGAGACCUUGGAAUAAAGUCGUCGAUCCUGCUUUGGAUCAUCUGGUUGUCCAAGCAACUGAUCGCACUGAACUUCAGAUGUAUGCUUCACAAUAUUUUUCACAAAUCAGCGAGCUUUUGCGGAGACUCCCUCGUGUUAUUCUUUUAAUGCUGAAGACGAAUGAUUGCCUGCGUUCAGUUAAUAAAGCACUGACAGAUGGAUCUUCUUUGGACACAUUUUUCAUUAUUGGGAGAGUUUCGUCGAAAGCAGUGAUUGAGUCGAGAUUGAUGGUGAGCAAGUCGGCUGUGACUCGACUCGGCGUGUGGGUGGAAGAGGUUCUGUUAAAUGCUCGGUUAUUUGGGAUGCAGAUUGCUUUGUGGCUUUUGAAAAUUCAGAAAGCAUUAUUGGCAUUUUGAGGGUGAGAAGCUAUAACUGAUAGUACUAAUUAUUAGCCAUCCUUCCUUUAGGAUGGGAAUUAACAGUUUUGGUUACUAUUAUUUAUUUGUUUUGAGAAUAAAUAGCAGAAUUGCAUUCUUUUGUCCAAUUAAUUGCAUGUUGUUGUAAAAAGCCACACUUUGUAUUUCUAACUGAUAAAAGGCGGGGCUUACUUGAUGAUUAUUAUUACUA
Andrographis paniculata is the source of this 1941-nucleotide messenger RNA. RefSeq names its product putative ABC1 protein At2g40090. NCBI's taxonomy places the organism in Eukaryota, Viridiplantae, Streptophyta, Magnoliopsida, Lamiales, Acanthaceae. Gene Ontology annotation, cellular component: mitochondrial inner membrane. The transcript has 12 exons. The coding region runs from base 114 to 1730 and encodes 538 amino acids. The record is from RefSeq and is a predicted model, not a curated record. Gene Ontology annotation, biological process: lipid homeostasis; mitochondrion organization.